Molecule: messenger RNA, 738 nt
Organism: Camellia sinensis
Lineage: Eukaryota; Viridiplantae; Streptophyta; Magnoliopsida; Ericales; Theaceae
Source: RefSeq, a predicted model, not a curated record
AUGAAGCCGCCGAGAUUCCAAGGAGGUAUAGAGUUGAUGAAAGCCGAGGCAUGGGUUUUGAAAAUAGAAAAGUUGUUUGAAAUCUUUCCCAGUGUAGACGCUCAGAAGUGUUCGAGAUCGAAAGGGAAGACCACAGAGUUCCAGAAUUUGACACAAGGGAACAAGACAGUGGCAGAAUACGACCGUGCCUUUACUGAAUUGGCGAGAUAUACGCCUCACAUGGUGGAUGACGAAUACCGAAAGGUGAGGAAGUUCGAAAGUGGGUUGCGUGGAUCGAUACAAGAUCGGGUUAACAUGCUUAAUAUGCCAACAUACGCCGGAGUACUAGACAAGGCCAUCCUGGCGGAAGCUAACUUAAACCGAUACCAGAAUCCAGGAGAGAGUCAGAGGAAAAGGCAGAAUUAUGAUAAUCGCCGAGUUCCAUUCAACACCAAGAAGAAGGCAAACGUGGACAGUUCCAGGGCUUGCUACGAGUGUGGCGAGAUAGGUCAUCGUGUGAAGGACUGCCCGAAGACAAAGGCUGAUGAUGGACAGAGGAAUGGAAGCACCUCGGGCUCUGCACAGAAAAACAAUGUCGGAAGGAUACAGACGAGGCAGGGUAGAGUUUUUGCAUUAGUGCCGGGAGACACUCAGAGUGCCGAGGCAGUAGUGUCAGGGAAGUUGGGAAUUGCAUUUGCCAUUAAUGGAAUUCGCAUACAGCAACAAUUACCAAGCCAGCAUUGGCAUGGCGCCGUAUGA